AGCACGGCUGCUCCUCACAGCACUGGGAGCGGAGAGACUCCGUCGAUCGCAGGGCUGUGAGCGCGCACCGAUUCUGUUCAUUUUGCUGUCCCACUGCGAAAUGAACGGGCUGGACGGAGGCAGGGCGUUUCAUCCGCGCUGAACAGCUCAACUUGAUUAAAAAAGCACUUUGCCUUUUGGAUGAUGACGACAAUAUAGCUUUCUAGAUGAGUUAGCUAUAGUCAGUUGCAUUAUUGGGUGUUUGGAACGGCGAUUGGGGAUCAUUACUUACCCAUAACAUCAAGGUGGUAUGCUUAACUACUCUUGUUUCAGUAACCAGUUGCUUCUAAUUAUCCGCGAUAGCUGUACGUGGGACAAGUACAGUUGCGAAUAAUAUCUUUUUCUCAUGUGAAUGCCAACGCCUUAUUUUCUUCUUUUACUGCUUCUUGGUUAUCUGUGCUGGAGAAGUAACCAACUGGCAGCCGCAAUUUCGCCAAUUUUUUAUAUGUAGUUUUUAUUUUAAAAGAAAUUGCUCUAUACCAAGGGCUUCAAAGUAAGACGCUUGGGUGUAGGUUUAACUGCGGGAAAAUCAGUAUUCAAAAUGGGCUGCACGCUCAGUGCCGAGGACAAAGCAGCGGUGGAGAGGAGUAAGAUGAUCGAUCGGAACCUCAGGGAAGAUGGGGAGAAAGCGUCCAGAGAAGUCAAACUGCUCCUGCUCGGUGCUGGGGAGUCUGGAAAAAGCACAAUAGUAAAGCAGAUGAAGAUCAUCCACGAAGACGGUUAUUCUGAGGAGGAGUGCAGGCAGUACAGGGUGGUGGUCUACAGCAACACCAUCCAGUCCAUCAUUGCCAUCAUCAGGGCCAUGGGCCGGCUGAAGGUGGACUUCGGGGAUCCGGCCAGAGCCGAUGAUGCCCGUCAGCUCUUCGUCUUGGCCGGCUCUGCAGAGGAGGGUCUCAUGACAGCCGAGCUCUGCGGGGUCAUCAAGAGACUCUGGACCGACCCUGGAGUGCAGAGCUGCUUCUUGCGCUCCCGAGAGUACCAACUCAACGACUCAGCCUCCUACUACCUCAACGACCUGGAAAGAAUCUCCCAGUCGAACUACAUUCCAACCCAGCAGGAUGUGCUGCGGACUCGUGUGAAGACCACUGGGAUUGUGGAGACUCACUUUACCUUCAAGGAGCUGUACUUCAAGAUGUUCGAUGUGGGCGGUCAGCGCUCCGAGAGGAAGAAGUGGAUCCACUGCUUCGAAGGCGUGACGGCCAUCAUCUUCUGCGUGGCGUUGAGUGACUACGACCUGGUCCUAGCGGAGGACGAGGAGAUGAACCGCAUGCACGAGAGCAUGAAGCUGUUUGACAGCAUCUGCAACAACAAGUGGUUCACAGACACCUCCAUCAUCCUCUUCCUCAACAAGAAGGACCUGUUUGAGGAGAAGGUGAAGAGCAGCCCCCUCACCAUCUGCUACCCAGAGUACACUGGCUCCAACACGUACGAAGAAGCCGCCGCCUACAUUCAGUGCCGCUUUGAAGACCUGAACCGACGCAAGGAUUCCAAAGAGAUCUACACCCACUUCACCUGCGCCACAGACACCAAGAACGUGCAGUUUGUCUUUGACGCCGUCACCGAUGUCAUCAUCAAGAACAACCUGAAGGAGUGCGGCCUUUAUUAAGCCAGGAGCUGCUUCUCUUCCUGACACAGGCCACCCCGGAUCUCAGCCCUGCAGCAUCAGCCAGCCAUGUGAACGGGCAUGGCUCAAGUGUCAACGGGGGUGUUCCAUGCAAGUGACCACGCUGCACACCCUGCGCCUCAGCACAACUUUCUACAUUCCCCCCCCCCAACCUUACUGCUUUGAGACAGUCCUCUUUUUGUUUGGCAGGACAGAGCUAUGUAAAUAGGAUGGAAGUACGCCGCGUUACCUUCAGAGAGCUGUGCUGUGUCUUAAGUGUAAUUAUUAUUAAUAUGUGUUUCCAUGAAAGCUAAGUGCCACAUGAAGCAGUCUGGCACUCUUAUGGAUGACAAAGAAAUCUAAACACUUUCCCUACAUUUCAGCCCAGACUUCUGUUUAAAUGUGGACUGUUCCUCUCCACUUCAGUAUUUGAUUACUAUGCAUACUUAACAAAAAAACGAUUUUUUCCCCCCUCAAUCCAGAUUGAAAGCACAGCUAUCUAACAUGUAAUUCCCUCUCAGCUCUUUCACCUGCAGUAUCAUGACACGCUCUGCCUUUUGUAAAUAUGGAAUUUUAGCAAUGCUUUUAUUUUUGGUUUUGUCUAAAACAUUUCUUCUUAAGCAUUUGGUUAGUUUUGGCUUUUCUUUUCAAACACAUUUGCUAAUGGGUGUAUCAGGAAUGAGGCGUGAAUGCUGAUUGUCUGUCUGUCCCCCGGAGACGGCUGCAUGCAGGACGAGGGUGAUUUGCUUGACCUUUUGAGCCAAAGCAGAAUUCAGUUUUAUUUUUGUGACCAUGCAUUCCACAUCCGGCAGUCAGUCAGCCUGAAUAUGAAUCUGUGCCGUUGGACUGAAAAGAAACAGCCCCUUGUUUUUUUUUAUAUUUUUGGAUAUUGUCACCUGUACAACAUUUUUGUCUGGUUUUUAAUUCCAAUUGUUAUACAGUCAGCUGUUAGAUGUUUUUUAACCCGGAAUGUCUGCAUGAUAUAGAAAUGGGCUUUAUGGUGGAGUUCACUGCUUGAUAUUUUCAAUUCAGUGAUGGAUAUAGAUUUUUUUUUUCUUCAAUCCCAGUAGCGCUUAGUGUGGAACUUACUACUGAAAACAUCUUUUUUUGUGUGUUUUUUUGCAACAUCUGAGGAUGGUGGCUCCUUCUGCACGUGACCGCACCAGCCUGUGAUUGGAUCCCUGCACAUCAGCGUCAGGUUUCCAUGGCACCGGUUCUUCAGUUCCUCUGCACAGAAGCGCCGUCUAAUAUGAGACCAAGUAGUAUGGAGGCACACUCUGGCCAAGUAGUAUGGAGGCACACUCUGACCGAGUAGUAUGGAGGCACGCUCUGACCGAGUAGUAUGGAGGCACGCUCUGACCGAGUAGUAUGGAGGCACACUCUGACCGAGUAGUAUGGAGGCACACUCUGACCGAGUAGUAUGGAGGCACACUCUGAUCGAGUAGUAUGGAGGCACACUCUGACAUUGUAUUCGCUCAGCUGAUGCUCUUUAUCUUGUGCCACGUAUGUAGCCAUUGUGGGGGGGAAAAUUGUUCAGUUAUUUUUUAAAAUUUAAAGAAAUAAAUGUGUUUUGUUGUUUUU
Molecule: messenger RNA, 3223 nt
Organism: Paramormyrops kingsleyae
Lineage: Eukaryota; Metazoa; Chordata; Actinopteri; Osteoglossiformes; Mormyridae
Gene: gnai3
Product: guanine nucleotide binding protein (G protein), alpha inhibiting activity polypeptide 3
Biological process (GO): adenylate cyclase-modulating G protein-coupled receptor signaling pathway
Cellular component (GO): cytoplasm; heterotrimeric G-protein complex
Molecular function (GO): G protein-coupled receptor binding; GTPase activity; G-protein beta/gamma-subunit complex binding
Source: RefSeq, a predicted model, not a curated record